Molecule: messenger RNA, 3664 nt
Organism: Aureobasidium pullulans EXF-150
Lineage: Eukaryota; Fungi; Ascomycota; Dothideomycetes; Dothideales; Saccotheciaceae
Exons: 2
Coding region: 306-3338 (1010 amino acids)
Biological process (GO): DNA-templated transcription; regulation of DNA-templated transcription
Molecular function (GO): DNA-binding transcription factor activity, RNA polymerase II-specific; DNA binding; zinc ion binding
Source: RefSeq, a predicted model, not a curated record
UGACGUUGGAGGAACGACAUGGCCGUCUUCCAAUUUGCCAUCCUCUCUGCAGGGACUUUUCCGCAUCUUGACACUUCUCUUGUUGGCUUGAAGGUGACUCGACUCCCUGAGAAUCCUUGUCCAUCAACUCCGUGCCCCUGCCCCAGCGAACCCAUCUUUGCUAGUUGGAGUGGCCUCCGUGAUCGCUCGGCUCUCAUGCGCUCAAACCCCACUCGCUGUGGCCCAUUUCUCUCCAUCUUUUCGCAUCUUCUCUGAUCGGCAAAGAAGCGCCUGCCCUAAGAAUAUUGAAAUGUUAUCUACGAGUAAUGACUAGCUAUCAUCAAAGAGAUUGGGCCGGGAAGCUCGUCUCCCCGUCAUCUCAUCACCAGGACGAUCCUGCUCCACCAGUUCAACUCAGUCAGCCUGCUCCGAAACAAAAGCAGAAAGCCGAACCACAGGCUAAGAAACUACGCUUCAUCACGAGUCAAGGAGCUCCUCAGGCGAAAAGACGUCGCGUGUCUACUGCCUGUCUAGUUUGCAGGAAACGGAAGGUCGCUUGUUCUGGAGAACGCCCACAUUGCAGUACGUGUACCAACAACAGGCUGGAGUGUACUGGCUAUGCCGACGACGGUUCCUCUGGAAAUGUCAAUGGCGACGAAGUCGAGACUCCGCGAGUUUCAGCUCCUUCCUUGAAUCGUUCCGCGACGGCAGAAUCUAUCAAAGCCCCUCCCCCAAGGAAACAGAAGACGACUAUCCCAAAGCCGCGGAGCCAGAGCAUGGGCUUCGUGUCAAACAACUCAGUCCCUGCUGAUCCGGGGCAUAUUCGACCACAACCUUCGAGAGUUGAAAGCGAACAGAGCUACUUCCCGAGACCUUCCAUCUUUUCUAACGCUCGGAAUCGCAUGCCAUAUUUCAGAUGGCUUGGUCCAACAGCCAUCAUGCCGGGCUUCAAACAGAUGGUCGUCAAGGUAAAUCGCUCAUCAUCCAUGGUGGAUGGUGUAACCUCGCCCUCGACCGGUGCACAGCCUGGCGCAUCUGGCAUGUCCAAUCAUUCUGCUACAUAUGAUUCGGAUGCGCGUACUCCCCAGGUCUUGCCGUUCUACGACAAUUCUUCGAUGCCACCAAGCGAGCUAAUCACUCAUCUUUGCGAGACUUUCUUUACCCACCUUGCUUGUAACUUUCCCUUUCUCCAGCGUGACACUUUUAUGAAAGACCUUGAGGAGAAGCAGGUAGAUGCAAUCCUUGUUGAUGCUGUAUGCGCGCUCGCUGCUCGCUUCUCUACUCAUCAGUUGAUCGUCGAGCAACCACGCGAAGGUCAUGCUGUCAACCAUUCUGAGCAGGGUUCAGCUUUUGCUCACCGCGCAAAAGUGGCUCUGAUUGAAACCUAUGCUACACCGAGUGUCGCCGCUGUUCAAGCCGCUCUUCUACUUGCAUACAACGAGUUUGGCGAGAGUCGAGAUAGCGGCCUUUGGAUGUAUCUUGGCAUAUCAAUUCGAUUGGCUCAAGAUCUUGGUUUGCACAAGCGCGAUGGACUUCGCUACGAGGGUCGUUAUGGCUCCUCACCCAAGUACUCGAGGCAGGAGAAGGAUUUGGAGAGAUCACUUGGACGCAUCAACUCCCAAGAUUAUGAUGCCGCUGUAGCAGAGGAAGAGAGAGCAGCGGAAAGGGAACGGGUUGAUACGUUCUGGGCUGUCUUCUUUCUGGAUCGCGUCGUCUCUUCUGGCACAGGUCGACGAAGUACAUUGCAGGAUGAUGACAUCGAGCUCUCUUUUCCGCCGCUCGAUUUGCUAGAUCCAAAAACCGGCUGGCCUUCCCCUUUCCCUGCAUUAAUCAGAAUUGUCUGCCUCUAUGGCCGAGUUGCGGAUUUGCUAAACGGCAUUAAGGAGCCAUCAGACAUCACUGCAGAGACCCCCCAGAAGCUGGCAGAGAUGGAAGCGCGAGUCACAAACUUCUACCAAGGUCUGUCACCGAAACUGCACUUCCAAGCCAUGAAUUUCCAUCACUACGUCAAAGCCGGAGAAGGAACCAACUUUGUUCUCUUACAUUUCUGGUUCCACACUCUCAUUGUAUUACUUCAUCAGCCAACCUUGCUCAAGACCUUUGAAGGCAAAAUGCUCCAGUUGUUUCCUAACAGUCAAGCAUUGUCCAUGUCUUCCGCCAAAACGAUCGCAGAUAUUCUGUCAUACUCGCAGCUCAUCGACACGAAGGCGGGUCUCGGUAAUCCAUUUACCACGCAGCCCAUCUAUAUUGCUGCUUGCGCUUUCCUCAAAGAGACGGCCGAGCAAACGGCGACCUCGAAAGAACAUUCUCGCUCCCAGUCGUCCGCCAACUCGCGCGCCGGAAGUCCUGCAAGAGAUCAGCAGUCACAAGCUGGGGCAUCAAUCGCGGAGAUGGCCAACAUGACGCGACCCUCAAGCAUGUUGGCGAACAGCAACCGACAGCCCAUGGUAGAAAGAGCUCUUGCGCGCCAUACUCUACUCGCGACAGCCGCGAAUCAGCAUUAUCAGCUUUGCUACAAAGCAUUACAAAGUGUCGAGACAUACUGGGGUGGUACGAAAUACAUCAUUACAGUGUUGGAUCAGAAGUUCAAAGGUGUUGGAGAUCCGCUGCUCUACACUGCCGAAGAAGGUGAAAGUGCUUUUGAGCCACCUGAACCAAAGCCUGCUUUCAAUCAGCCAGGGUGGAGGAAAAAAUCUACGCCCAAUCCCUGGUCCCCGAGUGCUUUGAUGCAGAGCUCGUUCAUGCAAGCCAGAUCCCCGCCAGCAGUGGGAGAAGCCAAUCAACCUAUCGGAUGGACACUGACUGGCACUCUCAAUUCACCGAACACAAACGUCGCAUGGCACUUCUCUGGCGCCAAUGGCAAUCAAGAGCAUGUACAGCAAUCGUUGGACUCAGUACUCGACAGCAACAAUCCGUUCGACCUCAACAACAUGCCCAUAAACAGCCUGUCUUCCUUCCACCAGCCACAGAAUCAUCACAUACGUACAUAUUCUGGAAACAGCAUACCCCGCUCUUCAACACAGCAACGAAGUCACCGCCCAUCCCUACCUGCAUCCGCAUUUGCGACGAUCGCACCAUCACCUCCUACCUUUUCUUCACCCUUGAAUCAACGUCAGCCCAACAACGAAAAUAGCUCUCUCCACGUCCCUUUGAAUUCCUUCAACCAGCAAUCAGAGAUGCUCAACUUGAAUCAAGGCGAGGACAGUUUCGGUGAUUUCUUAAUUGAGAGUCAAGAUGUGGAUAUGAGUCUACUGGGCUUGGACAUGUUGCCAUGGUUCGAUGCGCCAGGUGGGGAUUUGAUGCCUAUAUUCGAUGACGACGAGAUUGAUUUGCGAGACACAGGCGACGGACUUGAAUAAUAGAAGAGGACCAAUUUUACAAUAGCAGAAUGACAAGACUGCAGUUUGCACGUCCUUAGAGGGUUUCCCAUUCCAUCCGCAAACUCGUGGUUCUUCUGCUAAUUUGCCAAGGCAAGAAGAAAACUUUGUUGUAAAGAACUUGAUCGCGUCUGGAGUUGGAAAUGGGACCGAGUGUCGGAGUGUCAUCUAUGCGGUUUGGUAUUGCGAGAGGUACAACGAGCUUUCUUGGAUCUGGUACAAGUCAGCAGUAAUGAGACGCUCAUGGCAACUUUAUUGCUGUCGGUCUAUGAUGUGAGCCAUUGCAAACAAUAAAACAGACAGAUCAC